GCCUAUGAGACGCAGGCGACUCGGCAACGCGGCACAUGGCCUGAUUACAUCAUGCUCCAGUAUCACUCCCCUCCCUCCCUAGCCCUUUCUUUUUUUUUUUUUCUCUUUCUCAGUUUCUUUCCUCACUCAUUUCUUUCCCCCGCUCUUUCCCAAUCCCCUCUUCGCUGGAGCUCACCUCAUGAUCCGUGCUACCACCUGGAUGGGCGUGCACGCCACUGCCUAUCAGAUUUCAUUAAUGCUGCCUACGGUAUGCCUGUACGUGCUGAAGACCUGCAUCGAGGGACAGAGAGAAACAUCAGCACCCUUACAGACCUCCAUAAUCCCCAUAAUCUGACCUGCUGGAAGGCUUCAGAAGGUUCAGUCACUGGGGACUGGACCUUUACCGUUCCCUUAGGCAGGCGCUUUGAGGUGACAUAUAUCAGCUUACAAUUCUGCCAGCAGGUGGAGCCCACUGAUCCUUUCUCCAUUUCUAUUCUAAAGUCAAUGGACUACGGACGCAGCUGGCGUCCUCUGCAGUUCUACUCCAGUGACUGCAUGGGGAGAUUUGGCCUUCCCGCUCAGUCUGUCGCUCUUAGCAGACACCAGGAGACAGAGUCCCUGUGCUCGGAUCCAAGACCUUUGCAGAAACACCGUGGUGGGGUUGUUUUGGCUUUUUCCACUUUGGAUGGACGUCCUUCCUCUUCUGAUUUUGAAUACAGUCCUGGCCUACAUGACUGGGUGACUGCCACUGAUAUCAGGAUCGUAUUUCAUCAAUCACAGGAUAAAUCAGUCAAGCAAGACAAGAUGCCAGAUGAAGUUGGUGGGGUUCUGAAAUGGCCUGUGAGAUCAUUUGAUGAACUGACUCAGAAUGGAAAGGAAAGAGCAGAGAAUGCAUGGAGCGCUGAGAUAAGGAGACACAGGAAAGGGGAAAACGUAGAAAAAUCUGGAAGAAGAAAUCGCAACAAGAGUUCUUCACAAGAAACUGGACACAAUGUGACCCGCAAACAGAUGGAGACUCAAGAAGGCAGAGGCAAAGGACGAGGCCAUAAGAAAAACACACCUCAAUGGAAGCCAUGCCAGGAUGGUGUAUGCGACUGGAUGAUAGAAAGUCAGGGCCAAGGCUCUAAAAGGAAGGAGUUAAGGAAGCGGAGAAACAAUGCAGCACGUAAAGCGUCUCAUUCCAGAAUAAGAAAUAAAGUCACCCAUCUCCCUUCCCCGUCCUCUCUCUCGAUUCUACCCACACCUCCUCUUGCUCUCUCUGAUAUCCAGGUGGGAGGCAGGUGCAAAUGUAAUGGCCACGCUUCCCGCUGUCGUCGUGAUGACAAAGGUCACGCAGUAUGUCAAUGUGAACAUCACACAGCCGGACCAGACUGUGAUGUCUGCGAGCCGUUUUAUUAUGAUCGUCCUUGGCAACGAGCCACGCCCACCCAGCCACACCCGUGCGUCCCAUGUCAGUGUAAUGGCCACUCUAAUAAGUGCAAGUUCAGUAUGACAGUGUUCCAGCAAUCUGGCCGGGUCAGUGGAGGAGUGUGUUUGAAGUGCAGACACCACACAACAGGACGCCGCUGUCAGUUGUGUCAGAAUGGAUACACCCGUGACCACAGCAAGCCCCUCAACCAUCGCAAGGCCUGCCAACCAUGCCAGUGCCAUCCUCUAGGCGCCGUGGGCCGCGGGUGUAAUCAGUCCACGGGCCAGUGUCUCUGCAGGGACGGAGUUAUGGGAAAAAGAUGUAACCGCUGUGCUCGAGGAUACAAACACGGUCACUCCCCCUUGCGGCCCUGCAUUCGCAUCCCAGAAGCUGCUCCACCAACCCCAGUUUACCAGCCCCAAUAUAGCAUAGCUGAAGAGUGCCUCUCUUAUUGCCAGCCUUCUCAAGCCAAAGUUAAAAUGAAUUUAGAGACAUUCUGCCUCAAAGACUAUGUGCUGAAGGUUCAGGUAAAGGCCAAGGAGCACUCUGGUCCCUGGUGGCAGUUCUCUGUGUGGGUGCAGUCUGUUUUCCGUGUGGGAUUAUCUCAAGUUAAAAGAGGUCUCCAGACCCUCUGGAUUCCUGAUCGUGAUGUCAGCUGUGGCUGCCCCUCCCUCCAAGUGGGCAGGACCUUCCUCUUAAUUGGUGCAGAGGAAAACAGGAGGGGCUGGGCCCCAGGCGAGAGGCGGCUGGUUGCCGAUCGCUCAACCAUGGCCCUGCAAUGGCGAGAACACUGGAAUCCUAAGCUAAGAGGAUUCCGUGGCCAGGACAAUAAGGGAAAAUGCCUUUCACAUACAAACUCGACAACACAGACACACUCUCAUUUACACACACACGAGGAAUACAUCACACCGCAUCUUGAGAAACUCCAGUCCGAGAGGUUGCACAUUCACCAUCAAAUGUCUGCGCAGUCUGAAGAAACUGUCCACGCACAGUCGCACAACAGUACUCCCAACAUACAUAGAGAUGGCACAGAUACGCAGGACUUGCAAAGACAGCUUGGUCAUGAGAGAGACAAAUUCACAAAUGAAGAUACCCAAAAUGUUUUGCAGGAAACAAAGCAUCCUCCAUCCGAUGUAUCUAAUAACCCUCAGGAGAUUUAUACGGCAAGUUUGCCUACAUCGUCACCAGUGCCUUCUGUAACAGAAGGACAGAAGGAAGAAAACACAAUGGAAAUUGAAAGUGCACAAUAAAUAACUAUGGUGGAGUUAGUUUUGCAGUGCACAAUGAAAUAUCAUGUUGUCAGUUUGCUCAAAAGACCUGUACUACUCCAGUCCUACAAUCUAGAAGACAGAGGUUUAGUUUAGCAUGAAUAUAGUGAUAUUUUGAUAAGAACCAGGGUUAACAUAUAUCUGUCUUUAAAAGCAUACGUUAGACUGAGAUGAUUUGGUGUGAUAUUUAAUUUUAUACCAAAGUGCUGUUGAAUUUGUGCAUAUUUUAUAUAACAGCAGAUCGUAUAAGCGUGCCAUAAUUGUUUUUAAACCAUAGAUUAGUAUUAUGUGGAUAUUCUAAAACAUUACAGUUUCACAUCACGGGGCAGACAUUUCACUUCAACUACACCUAAUAGGAAAACUGCUGCUAUUUAACAAAGACAAAAAGUAUAUAGUUAUAAUAUGGUGAAGCUUUCAAUUAGGAGAGUUUAUUCAAUAUUAAUGAAAAGAGUCACUUUUUUUCCCAUCCUGCCAGAGCACAUUUGUUCUCCCUAACAUGAUAAGCUAUAGGAGGUUUGUCUAAUCAACUUCAAAAGAGAGAAAAAAAUAGGGAGAGCAUGAUAAUGAGAGCAACUCUUUAUAGCUGCUAUAAUAUAAGGGAUAACAGGCAUUGAAUUUGUUUUGCAGAUAUUCCAAGCAUUAAAUGUCAUAAAAGUGAA
This is a messenger RNA of Clarias gariepinus (North African catfish), 3314 nucleotides long. It is a transcript of the gene ntn5, whose product is annotated as netrin 5. Bases 52 to 2637 code for a protein of 861 amino acids. NCBI's taxonomy places the organism in Eukaryota, Metazoa, Chordata, Actinopteri, Siluriformes, Clariidae. Gene Ontology annotation, molecular function: protein binding. The record is from RefSeq and is a predicted model, not a curated record. The transcript is spliced from 7 exons.